GUGUUUGAGAUGCGUUUUGCCAAGAUGCCGGACGAGCCCGAGGAGCCGCCCGUGGCCGCCUCCUCCCCCGCCGUGGCCCCGCCCCCCGGGAAGGUGGCCCCGCCCCCCUCGUCCAGCGACAGCUCCAGCGACAGCUCCAGCGACAGCGACAGCUCCAGCGACGACUCGGAGGAGGAGCGGGCGCAGCGCCUGGCCGAGCUCCAGGAGCAGCUGAAGGCGGUGCACGAGCAGCUGGUGGCGCUGUUCCCCUAAAAAUCCCCCCAAAAAUCCCCUAAAAUCCCUUAAAAUUCUUCUAAAAUCCCUUAAAAAUUCUCCCAAACCCCUAAAAUUCCUAAAAAUUCCCCAA
Messenger RNA from Malurus melanocephalus (red-backed fairy wren), 346 nucleotides. Its product is annotated as bromodomain-containing protein 4-like. Bases 10 to 252 code for a protein of 80 amino acids. Lineage: Eukaryota; Metazoa; Chordata; Aves; Passeriformes; Maluridae. The record is from RefSeq and is a predicted model, not a curated record. Gene Ontology annotation, biological process: positive regulation of transcription elongation by RNA polymerase II; chromatin remodeling. The transcript is spliced from 2 exons. Gene Ontology annotation, cellular component: nucleus; chromatin.